CUCAGACGCUCCAUGGUAACGGAGCAGGAGGCGAGAGAAGAGGCGAAGUCAGAGAAGGUGGAAUAACACGGUGUUGCACGUUUCGUUUAUUCGCAUAUAUAUUUUUCUUUUUUUUUAAAUUUACACUUGUAAAAACACACCAUCCAAAAAGCAGCCAUGAGAACUCUGGAGGCUAGCAAAAGCAAACAAGAGCUGAAGACCGAGGGGUUUACUGUCAAGUCGACAAUGAAGAACUCCGUCGUUGUUGGACCACCACCUGCCGGAGCAUUUCGAGAGAGACCAUCAAAGCCUACAGUUUUUCGAAAAUUUUAUGAAAGAGGGGAUUUUCCCAUUGCCCUGGAGCAUGAUACCAAAGGGAACAAAAUUGCCUGGAAGGUUGAAAUAGAGAAACUGGACUAUCAUCAUUAUCUGCCACUGUUCUUUGAUGGUCUCUGUGAGACAACACAUCCUUAUGAGUUUUUUGCACGCCAAGGAGUUCAUGACAUGCUUGAGCAUGGUGGUGCUAAAAUUUUACCUGUCCUUCCUCAGCUGAUUGUCCCCAUUAAAAAUGCUCUCAACACUCGAAACAGGCAAGUGAUUUGCACCACCCUGAAAGUCCUUCAGCACUUGGUGAUUUCUGCUGACAUGAUUGGAGAGGCCCUGGUUCCCUAUUACAGGCAGAUCUUGCCUAUUCUGAACAUAUUUAAGAACAUGAACAUCAACUCUGGAGAUGGCAUUGACUAUAGUCAGCAGAAGCGGGAGAAUAUUGGGGACCUCAUCCAGGAGACACUGGAGGUCUUUGAGCGCUGUGGAGGAGAGAACGCCUUCAUCAAUAUCAAAUACAUGGUUCCAACAUAUGAGUCUUGUAUGCUAAAUUGAACAGAAGCGUAAAAAGACAGUGCUGCUUUUGCUAUUGUGUAUCUGGUAAAAACAGGAAUGUUGUUCACUUUUGUACUCUGAAACUCCUCCUCCCUUUAAAUGCUGUCUAUUUUGGGAUGCAUUUGUUGUUUUUUUUUAUUUCCUGUCAUAAUUUUUAUGUUUAUUAAUAUUACUUUUUUGGUGUGAGGGUGAAUGGAAAGGUGAUAAAUAAGCCAUCUUAUCUGUAAAAUACAAUUUUUAAGCAGAAGGCAAUCCUUUAAAAAAAAAGUUGUUUUAGAAGCAUGUCUCAUGCAUUUUUUACUGAAAUGAAAAUAUGAGAGUUGAAUAAAUCUUCCAGUUAUUAUGUGCUUUCUGUGGUGGGCUGGCACCCUGCCCGGGGUUUGUUUCCUGCCUUGUGCACUGUGUUCACUGGGAUUGGCUCCAGCAGACCCCGUUGACCCCUGUAGUUCGGAUAUAGUGAGUUGGAUAAUGGAUGGAUUAUGUGCUUUGAAGAGAGGAUCUCUCAGAAUACAACUCGAUCAUUGUAUUUUCAAAUUAGUAACCUAAAAGCUGUUUCUUUGACUGUGCAUGUGUGUGUAAUAUAUUUUUGUCUGAUCACUACCUGCAUCUUAUUAUCUACUAGCAUGACAAUAUCUUCAGUCACAAUUUAAAAUAACUUGCGUACAUGUCUUAUUGAGUAUCUGAAGAAUACCUUGGUUAAAAAUUAACAUGUUCUAACAUACACAUAUUUAAGCUUUCUUUAUAAUCAAAUAAAAUAACAGAACACUUUCCCUGAAGAGAAAGUAAAUUUUUGCUGUCCUCACUAAGAAGUAUUGCUUUCUGGAAAGUUCUAUAGAAAGAUUUCAAAUGAAAACCACUUAAAAUAUAAACAAUAAUACCCCUGUGUAGCAAUCUCAUUAUAUCCAAAUUUGUCCUUAAAAAUGGAGAAAGUUGCCCUUUAAAUUUGUUAAAUAAAACUGUUCCACCAGCUGCUUGUAUAUAUCUUUGAUUUUACUCAACACCCUUAAGCAGUACUAAGUAACUGUAAACAAUGUAAUUUCUUAAAAACAAUUAACACCUGACGGUUCAAUGAUUCAUUUAUAGAAACAGACCUGAAACUUGUUUGGGCCUGGCUUUGACCUUGCAUCUGAUGCUACUGUAGUAGACCCCAGUCUCUUGCAGCACUUUAAUUAGAUUAAGCAAGUUCAUAAAAUGGGAUCAAUUUUAUUUGCUCACAUCCUGUAAUUACAUGGAAAAAUAUACCAUUUUUGCAAUAUCUUAAUCGUAAUUUUAAACUGACAUAAUUUAAAAACAUGUAACUUUUGAAAUUGAAUCUAAGAAUAUUCAAAUGCGGAAUCACAUUUUUGCUCAUUAAUAAUCAAAAGUAAAAUUUAAUUACUUUUUUUUUACUGUAAAUAAUAGAUGAUACUGAUGAUUAGAGGCCACUUAUGUGUCUCCUUUAAUAGUAAGGUCUGGCUGGAGAUUUUACUCUACACAUGUAUGGAGAUCUCCAAGGAUGACUAUGUAUGAAAGACGUGGAGAACAAAAAUGACACAAAAAACAAUGCCUGGUCUUGCUUUCCUUUAAUCCACUUUAAGUUGGGUUUUUUAUAUUUAACUCUAAAUGACAGUUCACUGUUAAAUACAUGUUUUCUACCUGAUAGGCAGAAGGAAAGCUAUAAACACAUUUAAUAUUGUUGUUUUGGCUGACUGUAAUAAAUUGCUCUUGGCUGUUUUGUGUGAACUGCAUAAAAUUUAAACAUACUUACUUGUUGGAUAAAUAAUGCUGUCAGUUAGAAUGGCUCAUGUGGGAUGUAGAGACAAUAUCUGCACAUGGCAGAGUGCAGAUUAGCAGCUGAGAUGAGCAGCCAAGGCCACUGGAGAGGACAUCACACUAUUUUGUCAUCUGAUGUUUGUGGUUUUUUUUUUUUUAAUAGCAUCCCUUCGUGCUUCUGUGCUUAUUUUACCUGAUUUGAUGAGGUAAAAAUGCUCUGCAAAUUUUUACUAUUUUAACUGGAAGAUUCUAGUCACAUUCAUGUGAUUGUAUGAGACAGUAAUUGAGGAUAAGAUCUAGCUCGGCCUUUAAGUGAACUUUUGAAGGGCAGAAUAUACUUUAUUGUUAAAUAAUUAAGGAUGGAGUAGUGAGGUUUUAAUUGAAAUGUGGAUGUAGAUAAAUAUAGCCAAAGGAGCUGAUAUGGCUGUCAUAUUUAUAAAUAUGACAUAAAUAUAAAUACAGUAAGGGUGAGUGUCUUAUUUAGUACCAAAGGAAAAAGAAAACUGAAAGCUCACCCUUACUGCCCUAUCCCACUCAACAUCACCCACUUGGGUCUAGCUUCAGCUCCAUGUAUCAGCUAAAGAGGCCUACAACAUGUUCACUUCCUUGUCACAUUCAAGGGGUUCUCCCUCCCUUCUCAUAUUCCACCUCACCUCUUUCUCUUUCAUUCUCUUUCUCCCUGGACUCCUUCCUGCCAGGAAGCCUUCACCUUAAAUUAUCCUUCCAUCUUAAUACUUAACACACACUGCUGUGCCUUCAGGCAGAUUUAAAGUCCCUCCCACAGUUACUUCUAGACACAAAGGCAGACUCUAUUUUGGCUUCAGAAACGCCAGACUAGAACUCUUCUCUGAUGGUUGUCACUAUCCUUUAACCCCUUUACCCUACUUAGUACUUACUGCUGACUUCUUUCUCCUUUAGACAACAGAGUUCUCCCUGUGCCAUCAUUCAGAAGUCUGCAACCUGUCCUCAUCCUGGAGGAACUGAACCAGUCUCCUGCUCUGCAUAUGUUAGACCCAAGGAGGAGGCCAAAACCUUGAAAUCCUUCCCAAACACUAACACUACAAAUUAAUAUUUAUAUAUUUAUUGAGCAAUAAAUAAUUAAACUACAACUAUUACGAAUGAAAAACAAAUCAACUAAGGACCGAGCAGCAAAGUAACAAUAAAUCAUUUGAUCAAAAAAUAUAAUGAGAUAGUAAAGUAAAGAAAGCAAACUAACCAAAGAACUAAAUUAUGCAAAAGAAAUUCUUAAAUUAGCACACCAAAAAUGCAUAACCUGAAAGCAUAUUUCUUCACAUAAGACAGAAGGCAGAAUCAGAAAAAAACUAAAUCCAAUACCUAAUUAUGUCAAAAUCCAUACUUAGAAAAAUCACAAAACCAAAGGGGCAGCUGAAUAACAAUAACCACUUAAUCCAGCAAAAGUCCAAACCAGAAGUACCUAAUAAACUAAGCAUUAAUAAGAAAGAACUUGUGGAGAGUUUCUUUUCUUAAAUGUGGCCAAAGGCAAAUGCCAUUACAUCAAGGGCUUUAUAUCCCCAGCAAUGGCAAUACUAAGGGCCACAGACCAGCUAAUGCCACCUCCACCUUUGUUUUUGGUUCAGACCUAAAUUGAAAGUAAUUGACAAGAAUGGACAGUGGGAACAGACACAAAACUUUAGUGAGAAUGUAACAUCUGCCAAUCUUCCACAGUCGUAACCUCUUGGUUUAAAGUGCAGGCAAUUUUAUGCACUCUAGGGCUAUGAACAGGUAAUUUUCACCUUCCUUCCAAGAUUCUACUCUUUGGCUGUCCUACGUUUGUGCUUCUGGAUGUUACACUUUGGGGGACAUCACACAGUCACACGCCAUACUCUCUGUUGCACCCUUGUGACUCCUGUAUUUCUAUUUUACCAGUAUCAUAAUUCUGUUUUUCCUUUACUGAGGUUUUCAUCGGGAAUUGUGCUUUGUGUCAUUUUGGUGGUACUCUUAACAGUUAAGCACACUAUCAAAAUUAUAUUGUAUAUUUAUCCAAACAAAUUGAAUAUACACGCUACAGAAAAGGAAACCAGGGCACUAUGAAAAGUUAUAAAAUUGUAGCUAUAUUUAAUAAUAAUAUUAGAAGGGAAGCUUUAUUAGAAAAUGUUUACAACUUUGGAAAUGUAUGAGGUGUGAUUCCUUCCCAUUAAUGCAAAGUAUUUCUACUGGGUGCAAUUUUUUGUUCUGUCAUUGCAGGCCCAUUCCACAGUGGGCAGUUUGCAGAGGGAUUGUAAUUGCAGAUAAAGAAUAUAAUUAGGGAUAGAUGUGGUGAACUUGCAGGCCAUGUAAUGAUGUCAGUGGUCUUGAAGUGAUGAUAUUGUGAUGUUGGUGGUAUAUUAAUGACCUUUACCCUAAUGGGACAUCAGCAUUUGUCAAAAACAAGAUGACCACUCAGUAUAUGUCCUUACUUGCUUUCCACUUUUUGCUCCACAUUUGUACAAAUGUUAACCAGUGCUACCCAAACAUCUGACACAAAGGAUGAGUGAUUCCCUUAUAUAGUCAGACCCUCAUUCACAGUGAGAACAUUUUCACAAAUGAGAGGUUCACAUACUUCAUCCCCAGCCUUUAUAUGAUUGUGAUGGCCAUAGCAGAAUUCUGAAUGUGGGCAACAGUGCCUGACCAGUUUAGCAUUUUAUGAGGUCCAGUCUUUGCUUUUUAACAUCACCUAUAUACGCUUCCCAACAAAUGUUGUGCAAGUUUGUGAAAUGACAUUCUGCUCUAUCAUAUGCCAACUGUCCUAAAUUAGUCUAGGAGUUCAAUUAAUUUAAUAGCUUUAGACAUUAAAUUCAUUAAAAAAAAUUAUGUUUCCUCUUACUUGUAAUGUACUUGUCAACUUGCUUAAAACCUGAUGACUUUUUGUGGUUUUGAUUUCCAUUUCCAAUACUCCGAGGACAAAUUAUAAUCAAAAUACAAUCUGUAGAUUAGUAAGGUAGUCGAAAAGUUCUAUUGUAAGUAAAGAAAACAAAUUUCAAAAAUGAGCUGAGAAGUGAGUAAUGCUGGGUACAACCCAUGGCAUUUGUACCAUCUCCCCCGUAGUGCAUAGUUAUCUUUUAAAUAUUGAACUCCUUUUUUAAGUAGAACUGUACAGUUAAUUAUGUGUAUUUUUCUUAUAUUUUUGAAGCCAUAAAUCAAAAAAAGCUAUAGUUGUCAAGUUUCAGUUAACAUUUACACUACUAGAGAAUUGUGCUGCCAUAUUAGUUUAAACAGAAGCCUGAUUAACAACACCCAGAGACCUGAACAGGAGGGAUGAUGGCAAGGAGUGAUGGGACUGGUGGGCAUUCCCAGACAUAAGAAUGGAUCUAUAUAUAUAGUGCAAAAGAAAGGGACCUUGUUUAGAACUGCAAUUAAACACCAACAACAGUGUCUAGAAAAAAAAAUUAUAUAUUGGCAAAAAGAAACAUUACACUACAUAGAACUUCUUAAUACAAUGCAUACGGCAAGACUCCUCUAUCUCUCUGCCAGUUUAAUGGCUGGUUUCUGGACUCACCCAAAAUUGUUUGCUGCCCUCAAAUCUUAAAGAUAUCAGAGAGGAAAUAUUUAUGAAAACAUACUCAAAUGUGAACUUAAAAUUCAAUUUAUAAAUAUGUCAGAAAGAUUUCUUGCUCUGGAAACAAUAUCAGGAAGAGUUUUCAUGCCUUUAUUCCAAGGAUGCACAGCCCCUGUGCUUCCCUACUGUUGCUUCAGUUUUGCCUUUGCUUCCCAUUCCAAUCUAAUUAUAUUCAGUGGAUGUCUCGUUGUAAACUGUAUAGUUGUUAAUAUACAAAUAUAUAUUCUGAAUAGAUAAAAAAGCUAAUAUUAAAGCCUGGCAUCGCACACACUCGGGCAACAACAUGCCUGAGCGUGCGGAGUGCUGGUGGGCCUGCUACGUCUCUGUAUGAUCUGAUCAAAUGCCAGCUUAACAAAAUCACCACUUAUGUAUGAAAGAGUCCAGACGAAAACGUCAGGAGAUCAAGGUGAGCUAGCACAAGCUGUGAUUAGCCUCCUCCAAAUGAUAGAUUCAAACAGUGUGAAAACAGGCAGACACUGCAGUCCCACACUUUUAAAGCAUUAAGAGAUGAGUCACCUGAAUUUUGAGAAGAGUCUUUUGACAUCUGUCAUCAUGGACUAGGCAGUGCUUGGACGUUCACUGAUAUGUUGUCGCAUUGAGCAUGCCAAGGAACAAACCAGUUUAUGGUUUGUUUAGUUCAAAUUUCUCAGUCAAUCUGUUUCAAACUUACUGUCAGAUUUAAUAUUUGCUUAGAUAGGAAAAAUCCAAUUCAGUUUAAUUUACUCUUAUUGAAUGGAAUUGAAAAUAAACGAUUUUGCUUUUCAACUACAACAUGUAAAAUGACUUAGCAUUUCUGCUACAUUAAAAAGCACAAGUACAUUUUAACAAAGGAACAAAAUGAAGCAUUAGAUGAUGGAAUUGUUAAUGGUGGAAACUACAGAUAGAGGUUAUAUUUUCAUGUGUGGAUAUACAGUAUAUAUACACACAUACAACAUUAUAGAUAUUAUAUAUAUUUAUACACUCAUGUUGCAUAUAUUUUUUUACAAAAGCCGUUAAAUUAAGUAUUUGUGUCCACCUGCUGGCAUGCAGGUAGGUGACAUGACUGCUAUAGAUGUACAAUUAUGGAAGAACUGGCUUGUUUCACUGAAGUUGUAAAUUGUUAUUUUUUUGAGACAUUUUAAUUCUGGAUUAAAAGAAUUCCCCCAACGUG
Molecule: messenger RNA, 7316 nt
Organism: Polypterus senegalus (gray bichir)
Lineage: Eukaryota; Metazoa; Chordata; Cladistia; Polypteriformes; Polypteridae
Gene: pacrg
Product: PARK2 co-regulated
Exons: 5
Coding region: 157-858 (233 amino acids)
Cellular component (GO): vesicle; cytosol; neuron projection
Molecular function (GO): Hsp90 protein binding; Hsp70 protein binding
Source: RefSeq, a predicted model, not a curated record